AUGGCAACCCGCCGCGCGGCGUUAGGCUUGCCGAGCCGCCCAGAUGAACAGAUACGAGCGAGAAGAGCCGCUGCCGCCGGAUACAUCGAACAGAGCGAGGACUCGCAGAGCACCCCUCGGAGGAUCCGCAGAGAAGGAGAAAACAUCCGGAUCGCCAUUCAACAACCGGUGCAGACCAAACCUGCGUCGAUGCCCUCGACGGCCUCCUCGCGGCGACCAUCCAUUCCGAUGCCUUCUACCCGGCCACCUUUGACCCAUCAGACCCAGUCAUGGAGUUCUAACAGCACGGCUGCCGAAAGACCCAGCCAUGCUCCCACCAUGUCUGGCUCAUCAACAUCUGGCCAGUCUCAGUCGAGCGUUGCCAAGCCGAAACGCAACGUACUGCGGAGAAAGCAGUCGUCUGUCACCCCAAAGACACCCAGCCUACGUCACGAUUCGAACAACACCGAUUCAACUCGAGGAAGCUCAUCUUCUUCAGCCCCACGAUCCCGGUCUUCUCUGGAACCCGCCCCCUAUCACCUUGACCGCGGCAUAACCGAGAGCCCAACCGAGAUUCGCAUUGCACACGUUAUCGAUCUGCCCAAGACCCAGGCGCAACCUGUAACGAUUUAUCCCGAGCUUGAUCGAUAUAGAGAGAUCUAUGGACGACCCUCCACGUCUUCCGAGGGAUCCAGCGUUGAUUUCCUCCACAGGCUGGCUACGCACGACCUCCCACCCCCGACUCCCGUCUUCUCCGGCACCAGCAGCCAGUUGAGUGCUUUCAGUGGCAGCCCUUCCACUAGAUUCUCUGAGUCAACUAGCCCGGGUCCAUACAGCCGUGAUACCACUCCCACCUCCAUGUCGUCACAAUCGCCAGGACUGGUGGUUCCGAUGCGACUUCCUGUGCCCAGAGUGAGGCAAGUGAGUCCGGCAGUAACACGGCCACCAGUCGCCCGGAGAAGAGCCGGCAGCAUACCGAAUGAGAUGGAAGCGUUUAGCGCCGACCCCCAAGGGCUUGCCGCGGUACGCGAGUCUUUGACAUCGUCAUCGUCAAACUCGACAGUUCGAGAAGGAGACCGCAAAGAGUCCAAAAAGAAGAAGAGGUUGUCGCCUCUACCUCCUAGCCCACCGCCACGGAAGUCGUCCCAGAAGUUUACCAAGGAUCAAGACGAUGACGAGUCUCCAUUCAAGGCCUCACGAGAGCCGGCUGUGCCAGUCAUGGCAGCCCCGUCACCCGUUCAAUCCCCCCCACGACGGAUACCAGCUGCUUCACCCAGGGCAACCCCCCCUGCUCGUCCCAGCCGAGACAACACCCCGGACCUGCAAUCCCAGCUGUUUGGUCCCUUGCCCAUCAUCCACAGCAAUCUAUCCUCAUCUUCCUUGUUAGGCGACAAACGUGGACCGGAGCUGCAGCCAUUGUCGCGAUCAACGACUCCCCUAUCAUACCCAGACAACCCUCAGCAAACCUCCCGUUUGCCGGUUGGUAGGGAGGCUACACCAGCCCCGCGCUCAGCAAAUGCCGUGGACACGAAGAAGAAGAACGACGGAACCGUCACUCGUACCCCGAGCCCCGGUACAUCGACCUUUUCUCGGUUUCCCUUCUUUGGGAGGCGCUCCAAAACAGCGCCGGAGGUUCCUCAAGUCGACAAGAAGGACAAACCGGCUCGUAAGGGGCCAGCCGCCGGCACUGGGCAUGAAGGUUACGGACGCCUGGGUGGUCUCCGAAGACGAAGUGGAAGUUCAUCGACCAACUUGGCCCGCCCUAGUCUAGGACCCGGUUCCUCUCAAGACAGCCUCAGCAGCAACCAGCCAACUGAUCCUUUCCUCCUGGAGCGGAUGAACCCCGUCAUCAUUUCCGGCGGAGGACUCGUCGACAACAGAAAUAAUAGCGUAGACUUGGUCCGUUCAGAGAGCUAUCAGAGCCUUGGAUACGCCUCUGAGGUGUCCACAACUUCCAGCAUUGGGCGUAGCCUAGCCCCAUCAGCCAUUCCUCGAGGUGGUCCUCAUCCCUCCCUCAGUCGUCGCCGUCCCUCCGACAGUAGCGAUUCCGAGGCAGUGACUAUGAAGCCCACGCUAGCGUUCAGGCGAUCCGUUCAGCGUUUGCGUUCGUCUCCUGACCAGAGUCCACUGAAGCUCCCUCAGCCCAUCAACACCACUGGGAUUACGUCGCCGUCGAUUAACAGCCAUGAUACAAGCAUUCUUACGGAUGAUUCGCAAUUCGAAAUGCAUAGGGAGGUCAUUCGUGGCCGCAUUGCCGCAGCCACUGCGACAACACCGAAGAAGCUCACCAAGCGUACACGCUCUCCAAGGAAGUGGAAUCUCUUCAGCCGAUCCCAGAGCCAGCCGAACACCAAGAAGUCAGGGAAGGAUGCUGUGCCAGUGGCUGCAACCGUGAAAGUAGUACAGCACAAGCCAGCUGCCUUCUACACUCUGAUGGACGGUUCCGAGCAGGAAGACAUUGGUACUCCAGACGUCGAGGAGAUUCUUCGCGAGGCUGAAGUCUUCGAUCUUCCAUCCCCUCCGCCUGUUCUAAAAGAAAGACGAACAUCCUCUGCAAGUCAGACCAACAGAAGAGAAUCCUUGAGCAGGCUUUUACAGCCAACCAAGUCAUCGCAAGCUCGGAGAAACUCGGCGACCGCAAAGUCAACUUCAAUCCCAGCGAUUCGGUCCAUGAAGCCUACCCACACACCUCAGUCUAGUGUUUCGAAGCCAGCUGAACCACGCCCAAGUCGCCUGCCUCAAGUUGGCCGUAUUCCCAAGGUCGUGACCUCUCGUCCAGAGCACACCUCGUCGAGAAGCUUCUCUCGUCCUUUCAACAGAAUCAGCAUGCAGAUACCGCCGCAAGCCGCAAGCUUCAACCCGGAUUUCGUUGCUUCGGGUGCGACUCCAACCCCAGAGCUAUCCACGCCCGAACUGUCUCGUGGAGAAUCUACGGCGACUAGCGACAAGACCAACUCGGACCCUCGCUCUUCUCUUGUUCCCGUCAAGACGCCUGAGAUGAUCCAAAUCGGUAGAGAGUUUCUGGCGUUUUCUCCUCGAAAGAACUCUGAGUGCACCACAAGCACUGAUUCCAGCAGUUUGGGCAUGUACACACUUGCAGAUGCCAUGGCUUAUGUGCCCGAUCCGAAUGCACCUCUUGUUGAGGACGAGAUUUGGGAUGAGUACAACGAUCUAAUCGGCGACGUACCGCCGUCUGCGACAUCAUCAAAGGGCGCCCCGUUCCAUCUCGAGACCCACGGCUCGCGAAUGUCAAAGAGGUCUUUGAAGCCUCUCGAAUCUCCUACCAUUGCGCCGCCAUCAAAGACUCUGGAGAAGAACGUCGAGGUCGAAGCGGGCGCUACAACGUCUAGUGUCUAUUCCGCCGAUAUGACCGAGCGUCUCAAGGCUGCCUUUGCGUUGAAGCCUGAGGGAGAAAUCCUUGUACCUGUUGGCGAGAUCCCUGCUAGAGUCAUUGACCGCGAGAGCACUGAGCUAGCACGUAAGGCGACGGCCGCGUCUCAGAGAAGUAGCAGCUCGUCUCGCAGAUCAAGACAGUCCGACUGCAGCUACAAGUCUUCCGAGGAUGAGUCGCCGCUCUCUCAAGUCAACCUUCGUGUCGGUUCGAUGACGGUCAGCAAGUGGUUGUCUUUUGGUCAUGUGCUCUUCAGCCCAGCCCGGGACCAGCUUCUGGACGUUGUCGGCUCGCUGAAGCGUCACUCCAUUCUCGUUGUCGAUGGCCUUGGUAACGAUGACUGGUCGUUCUACGCGGCAGAGACAUACCCUGCUGCUACCUUCUUCAACCUGUCACCCCGCGCGCCGUUGCCAGAGGAGCAUAAGAACUCGUCAAGCUUCCCAUUGAGCCCGCCAAACCACCAUCAGAUUCAGUACCUCUCUCAGAUGGACAAGUUCCCCUUUGGCGCAGAGAGCUUCACCUCGGUGGUCUUCCGUUUCCCUGCAGCCGCGCCUGAGUCUCACUAUCGGAACAUUGUUUCGGAAGCACGUCGAGUUCUCAAGCCGGGUGGCUACCUGGAGCUCUCGAUCCUUGACGUUGAUCUUAACAACAUGGGCAACCGAGGUAGGCGUACUGUCCGCCGACUGAAAGAACGUAUCCAUGUGAACAACUCGGAAGUCAGCAUUGGCUCGUCCUCCGACCUCAUUCUGCGCCUCCUCGGGCGCAAGGGAUUUUCCGAUGUCAAGAACUGCCGCGUCGGCGUGCCAGUGGCGAGCGUGGUGACUCGGUCGGAGAGCGGCAGCAAGAAGCCACCCGUCGCUGGCGCCCGGAAGGCUAAGGAAGUUCGCAGCCUUGCCGAGAUGAUGAACGAGGACGGCGAUUCCGCCGAUGAGAAUAUCACCAAGAUGGUGGCCAAGGUGGGCCGAUGGUGGUACAGCCGCUGCUAUGAGAGUGCAGCUGGGACCAUCAGCAAGAGCAUCUGGUCUGAUCGUGCUUUGCUUUCUGAGUGCGAGGAGCUGCGAACAAGCUUCAAGCUCAUGGUUUGCUACGCACGUGUACCGGAUAGGGCGCGAACCGCAAGUAUCUGA
Molecule: messenger RNA, 4497 nt
Organism: Colletotrichum paranaense
Lineage: Eukaryota; Fungi; Ascomycota; Sordariomycetes; Glomerellales; Glomerellaceae
Exons: 1
Coding region: 1-4497 (1498 amino acids)
Source: RefSeq, a predicted model, not a curated record